ACAAGACAAUGGCCUCCGACUCCUCAAGCCAAGCACCUGGCUUGCAGUCGCGCAAGCCCAAUGCACGGAAACGUGCCCAGCUAUGGAUGACCAAGGGUGGCCUUGUCCGAGACGACUCCGAUGAUGAGCUGGGGGAAGAAGACCACCCAUGGGAGUGGAUCUACGACACAGAGGACACUGAUGAUCAGGACAGCAAACCGACGGCCGACUCUACGCAGGAUACCCCGAAAUCGAUGCGCAGACGCUCCGUCCGUCCGAAUGCCAAACGCUCACGGAAGAUAAUCGGUGCUCGCAUGGGCUCGUUCGAAUGCGCCUUGGGCCAGGUGGUGCUGCUCAAGUCCCCAGAGCCUGGCAAGGAUUGGAUCGGAAUCAUCACAGAAUUUUUGGAACAAGAUGAUGAUGAUGACGAGAUCAUCAAGUCGGCCAAUAUCAUGUGGUUCGCUUCUCCGGACGAGUUCAUGUCGACGAAGAACAAGAGACGAUCGGACGCGCUGCCCAACGAACAGUACUUGACGGCGGACUUCAAUGUCAACCCCCUCACCUCAAUCAACGGCAGAGCCACGGUCAUGUCGAAGGAUGCGUUCUACGCCAAAUAUCCUGGUGGUGUCCCUCCGAAGGGAAAGGAAGCUCUGGCGGAUUUCAACAAGUGCAUUGUGUGUCGCAGAGGAGUGAACCAAGUUCAGGGAAGAUAUACCGAAGAGUUCAUCUGGGAAGAGGUCUAUCGAGAGGAUAGACUGUUUGACCUCAUUGAUAUGAUCAAGUCUGGGCUCAAGGUUGCGAAGAAACGGAAGCAGGUUGAUAACGAUUAUGUGGAAAGUAAAAGUGAAGAGAAUGUUGCUCCGAGUACACCCAGGAAAAGGCAGAAAGUGGCUUCGAGUGCCACCCCUCAAUCCAGACGUCAGAAAUCCUUGACCACCCCGACUCAUAAGAGGAUCGUUGUCAAAAAACCACUCGAGUUUACUCCUCUUGGUACCCGUAUCCUCUCACCAUCACAACUAGCCUCUCCAUAUCGACAAGCGCGGACUCUCCUCCAUGUGUCUACCGUGCCGCAAUCGCUCCCUUGCCGGAAGACGGAGUUUGACGCAGUCUACAGCCAUCUCAGCGCAGCCAUCAUGGAAGGAACGGGUACUUGUAUCUACAUCUCUGGCACACCCGGAACGGGUAAGACAGCAACCGUUCGCGAGGUGGUGGCUCAGUUGAACGCCGCCGUCUUGGCGGAAGAGAUGGACGAUUUCAUCUUCGUUGAGAUCAACGGCAUGAAGGUGACUGACCCUCAUCAGUCUUACUCUCUGCUCUGGGAGGCCCUCAAAGGUGAUCGUGUAUCUCCGUCUCACGCUUUAGAUCUUCUUGAACGGGAGUUCUCGCACCCUUCUCCCCGGCGAGUGUCCUGCGUCGUCUUGAUGGACGAACUCGACCAGCUCGUCACCAAGAACCAGUCGGUGAUGUACAAUUUCUUCAACUGGCCCGCCCUACGACACUCCCGCCUCAUCGUCCUCGCCGUCGCCAAUACCAUGGAUCUCCCCGAGCGAACCCUAAGCAACAAGAUCUCCAGCCGUCUCGGCCUCACCCGUAUCACCUUCCCUGGCUACAAACACACCGACCUAAUGGAAAUCAUAAGUACACGACUGGCCAACGUGCCAGGUAAUAUCGUGGACGCGGAUGCCAUCCAAUUUGCCAGCCGCAAAGUCGCCGCCGUCAGCGGUGAUGCGCGUCGCGCCCUGGACAUCUGCCGCCGCGCCGUCGAGAUCGCCGAACAGCAAGCCAACGAGGCCGCUCGUAAAGAGCCCCUCGAAACCAUCGACGAAGACGACACCGAGUCGAUGCCCCCGACCCCGAGUAAAACUCCCGCUCGCAAAGACCGGGCAUCCAACAAGAAUGCCCUCCUCCCCCCGUCCCCGCAGAAGAGACCCCAACCCACCACCACUGGCACCAACAAACCCAUCGUCGGGCGCGUCACCAUCGCCACUAUCAAACAAGCCAUCCAAGAAGCCACCUCCACCCCGCUACAGCAGUCCCUCCGCUGUCUCCCCCUGGCCGCGAAACUCUUCCUCGCCGCCCUCCUCGCCCGGGUCCGCCGUACCGGCAUCUCCGAGUCCACCGUCGGCGACGUCAUCGACGAAGCCAAGCGCAUCGCCGAUGCAGCCGUCGCCGUCGCCAGUGCGGCCGGCGUCGGCAUCCGGGAGUUCUUGCUUGUUGGCGGCAGUGGCGCGCGGGUGCGUGCGCUGGGAUCGGCGGCCAUGGAGCUCAUGAACUCCGGUGUGCUGGCGUUAGAGCAUAGUGCGGGCGCGAAGGGACCUCUCGGUAGCGCGGCCAUUCCGCAUCGGGGUGACCGUAGCGGGAAGGUGCGAUUGCGGGUUGCAGCGGAAGAUGUGCGCUCGGCGUUCUGUGAUGAUGCAGAGGCCAAGGGGUUGGGACUGGGCAUUGAGCAGUAAUCCAUUCGGUUAGAUGAGCACACGUGAUAGACCACUG
This is a messenger RNA of Aspergillus aculeatinus CBS 121060, 2469 nucleotides long. Its product is annotated as origin recognition complex subunit 1. Gene Ontology annotation, biological process: DNA replication initiation; mitotic DNA replication checkpoint signaling. Gene Ontology annotation, molecular function: ATP binding; DNA replication origin binding; chromatin binding. Bases 9 to 2432 code for a protein of 807 amino acids. The transcript is spliced from 3 exons. NCBI's taxonomy places the organism in Eukaryota, Fungi, Ascomycota, Eurotiomycetes, Eurotiales, Aspergillaceae. The record is from RefSeq and is a predicted model, not a curated record. Gene Ontology annotation, cellular component: nuclear origin of replication recognition complex.